AUGUCCACUCCAUUCGGUGUCGAUUUCGGUAACGAUAACACAGUUAUUGCCUGUGCAAGAAACAGAGGUAUUGACAUUAUUGUCAAUGAAGUCUCCAACAGAUCUACUCCUUCCUUAGUUGGAUUUGGAAUGAAGAACAGAUUUAUCGGAGAAUCAGCUAAGAAUCAACAAACUUCUAACUUGAAGAACACUGUUUCUGACUUGAAGAGAAUCUUGGGAUUAAACUAUGACGAUCCAGAUUUUGAAAUUGAACAAAAAUACUUCUCCACUGGAUUAGUAAAAAACAAGCACGGUGGUGUUUCCGCCAAGGUUAGAUUUGCUGGUGAACAACAAGAAUUCACUGCCACUCAAUUGACCGCCAUGUACAUUGCUAAGAUCAAGGAUAUCACUGCCAAGGAAACCAAGGGUAACAUUGUUGAUAUUUGUUUGUCCGUCCCAGUUUGGUACACCGAGAAGCAAAGAAGAGCUGCCUUUGACGCCUGUAAGAUUGCUGGUUUAAACCCAGUUAGAAUUGUUAACGAAGUUACUGCCGCCGCUGUUGGUUACGGUGUCUUCAAGCAAAACGACUUACCAGAAGAUGAACCAAAGAAGGUUGCUUUUAUUGAUAUUGGUCACUCUUCCUUACAAGUUUCCGUUGCUGCCGUCAAGAAAGGUGAAUUAAAGAUCUUGGGAUCUGCCUACGACAAGCACUUCGGUGGAAGAGAUUUCGACUAUGCCAUCGCCAACCACUUCGCUGAUGAAUUUAUCGGUAAGUACAAGAUUAACAUCAGAGAAAACCCAAAGGCAUUCUACAGAGUCUUGACUGCUGCCGAAAAGAUCAAGAAGGUCUUAUCUGCUAACACUCAAGCUCCAUUCAACAUUGAGUCAUUAAUGAACGACAUUGAUGUCUCAUCUUCAAUGAACAGAGAAGAAUUAGAAGAAUACAUCCAACCAUUAUUAAACAGAGUCCACGUUCCAAUCGAAACCGCAUUGAAGGACGCUGGUUUAACCGUUGAUGAAAUUGAUUCCAUUGAAGUUAUUGGUGGAUGUACCAGAGUUCCAUCAUUAAAGGCUAAGCUUACCGAAAUUUUCGGUGGUAAGCAAUUGAGUUUCACCUUGAACCAAGAUGAAGCUAUUGCCCGUGGUAACGCUUUCAUCUGUGCCAUGCACUCUCCUACUUUAAGAGUUAGACCAUUCAAGUUUGAAGAUUUCAACCCAUACUCAGUUUCAUACUUCUGGGACAAGGAAGAUGAAGAUGAAGACCACUUGGAAGUUUUCCCAAGAGGUGGAUUAUUCCCAUCAACUAAGAUCAUCACUUUGUUCAGAAAGGGUGACUUUGAAAUUGUAGCUAAGUACUCCAACAGGGACGAAUUACCGGUUGGAACCGAACCUGUUGUUGCUAAGUGGAAAUUGAGCGGAGUUGUUCCAAGUGAAGGUGAAUCUUCAAUUGCCACCAAGUUGAAGUUGAGAAAUGACCCAUCUGGUUUCUACACCAUCGAAUCUGCCCACACUGUUGAAGAAAAAUUAGUCAAGGAAUUAGUUGAAAAGCCAGUUGUUGAAGGUGAAGAAGAAGACGAAGAAGCUGAACCAGAAUAUCGUGAAGUCAAGAAGUUAGUCAAGAAGAACGAUUUAACUAUUGUCUGUGAAUCUGCUGCCUUAUCUGAAGAAGAAAGACAAGAAUUAUUCGAAAAGGAAAAUGCUAUGAUCAUGGAAGACAAAUUAGUCGCCGACACUGAAGACAGAAAGAAUGCCUUAGAAGAAUACAUUUACGAAUUGAGAGGUAAGUUAGAUGAGCAAUAUAAGGAUUUCGCCAGCGAUGACGAAAAGUCAAGAUUAACUGAAAAGUUAGCUAAGGCUGAAGAAUGGUUAUAUGACGAUGGAUACGAUGCAUCCAAGGCUAAAUACAUUGCUAGAUACGAAGAAUUAGCAUCUAUUGGUAACAUCAUUAGAGGACGUUACUUGGCCAAGGAAGAAGAAAAGAAACAAGCUUUGAGAGCCAAACAAGAAGCCAAGCAAGCCAACUUCUUAGCUGAAAAGUUAGCUGCUCAAAGAGCCGCAUCUAACAAGAAGGAAGCUGAUGGUGAUGUUGAAAUGGAUAAAUAA
This is a messenger RNA of Dujonia railenensis, 2082 nucleotides long. Lineage: Eukaryota; Fungi; Ascomycota; Pichiomycetes; Serinales; Debaryomycetaceae. The record is from the annotation of a GenBank genome assembly.